This is a messenger RNA of Zootoca vivipara (common lizard), 3437 nucleotides long. RefSeq names its product estrogen related receptor alpha (gene ESRRA). Gene Ontology annotation, cellular component: nucleus. Gene Ontology annotation, biological process: regulation of DNA-templated transcription. Gene Ontology annotation, molecular function: sequence-specific DNA binding; nuclear steroid receptor activity; zinc ion binding. Lineage: Eukaryota; Metazoa; Chordata; Lepidosauria; Squamata; Lacertidae. The record is from RefSeq and is a predicted model, not a curated record.
UAGGAAGUGGGUUGCGAUGUCCUUUUGUGUCCUACAGCCGGAGCGAGGAGCGAGCGCGCAGCCCCAGCCCAUGGCCCGGCCGGUCCCCGGCGCGCGGGGCCACUGAGCUGCCCCGCUCGGACACAGCUGCGACCCCGCCGCCGCCAGCGCUUCCUGCAGCUCCCAGCCCUCGCCUUGCGACCAAGCCCUCUCCAGCCAUGUCAUCCCGGGAACGCCGGGCAGAGUUCUUCAUCAAAACGGAGCCGGCCUCCCCAGACAGCCUCGCCCAGCACAGCCCCAGCGGGUCUUCCGACACCAGCGCCAGCGGGGCCCCACAAGAGCUCGAGACCGCUGGGGCGCUGCCUGCCGGGACGGGGGCCUCCCGGCGACGCCAUGAUGACGACCCGGACGAGCCCCCGGGGCGGGGGAAGUACAUGCUGAGCGCCAUGCCCAAGCGGCUGUGCUUGGUGUGCGGGGACGUUGCCUCAGGGUACCACUAUGGCGUGGCCUCCUGCGAAGCCUGCAAGGCGUUCUUCAAGAGGACUAUCCAAGGCAGCAUUGAGUAUAGCUGUCCGGCCACCAACGAAUGCGAGAUCACGAAGCGGCGCCGGAAAGCUUGCCAGGCCUGCCGUUUCACCAAGUGCCUGCGCGUGGGCAUGCUCAAGGAAGGGGUACGUCUCGACAGGGUGCGAGGAGGGCGUCAGAAGUACAAGCGCCGGCCUGAGGUGGAGGGUGCCGCUUACCCCAGCGCAUUCGUCACCCCUCAGAUUGCUACGGCGACCACCAAGAAACCAGCUCCAAUGAACACAAUGGUGUCGCACUUGCUGGUGGCGGAGCCUGAGAAGCUGUACGCCAUGCCCGACCCCGCACUUCCUGACAGUCCCGCCAAAGCAGCGAGCACUUUGUGCGAUUUGGCUGACCGGGAGAUCGUGGUCAUCAUCGGCUGGGCCAAAAACAUACCAGGAUUUCCGGCGCUGUCCUUGGCGGACCAGAUGUCUGUACUGCAGAGCGUGUGGUUGGAGGUCUUGCUGCUGGGGGUGGCCUGGCGUUCGUUGCCCUGCGAGGACGAGAUUGUCUUCGCGGAGGACUUUGCUCUGGACGAGGAGGCAGCAAGGGCGGCGGGGCUCCUGGAGCUGAGCGGGGUGGUCCUGCAGCUUGUGCGCAAGUACCGGGCCCUGCGCCUGGAGCGAGAGGAAUAUGUGCUUCUCAAGGCCUUGGCGCUUGCCAACUCAGACUCGGUGCAUAUUGAGGACAUGGCAGCCGUGCAGCGGCUCCGGGACGUGCUACACGAGGCCCUGCUGGAAUACGAAGCGUCGAGGCGCCCCGAGGAGCCCCGCCGGGCCGGCCGCCUCCUCCUCACGCUGCCCCUCCUGCGCCAGACAGCCACCCGCGUCCUCCACCACUUCUACAGCCUCAAACUGGAGGGCAAGGUCCCCAUGCAUAAGCUUUUCCUGGAGAUGCUGGAAGCAAUGAUGGACUGAAAACGGGGAGGCUGGGAGGGGAGGCCGGGGGACAGGAUUUGGGGAGGGGAGCAAAGUACAGACGGACUGGUUAUGGGGGGUGUUAUUGGGGGGCGUGCGUGCAGAAAUGGAACGGGGGCUGAAAGUCCGGCUUGGGUUUCCCCCUCCCACACAAUCCCCCCUCCCUCCCAGAACCGCCGCUCGUCUGCCUCAUGUUUUUAAAAAAACGCAUUUCAAUGUAUGCAAAUGUGGUAGCUGCCCAUUGCUUUGCACUGAGGCUGACUUUUUUUCUUUUCUGAAGAGAACGGACCCCAUGGGGGAGGCAGAGAAGUUUUUUUAAAAAGAAAAAACAAAAAACACCAGCCCUUCUGGAUGCCAGAGGUUAGGCUGCCGCAACGUGGGGCAGGGAGAAAGGGAGACAGAGAAAUUUUUGACAUUCACACUGGAAGCCAUACUUUUAAUUUUUAAUUUAUUAACUUGGGGAAGGGCGGGGUGGUGGGGUGGGUAAUAGCCACUGUAGCUCUAGCCUGGAAGCCAUAUUGCAUUUGCGAGGCAUGGAGGGGGGAGAGGAAGGGUAGCUGUUGGGAAGGGUUGUGUGUGUGUGUGUGUGUGUGUGUGUGUGUGUGUGUGUGUGUGUGUGUGCACCUGUGUGUGUGUGUGUGUGUGUUGGAGGGAGGGUCGGAGAAUUGUUUCUUCUUGUCCCAGGAUGCAGCUACAGGAUAGCACAGGAUGGAGAGCAGAGACAGCCGGUUCGCGGCCUCUUUCCUACACCACUCAAACGCCAUCUUGGUUUUGCCCCUGGGCUGGGCCCAGCCAAAUGCACCUUAAUGAGAGUGAGAGUGUCGAAACCAUAGAUCCACAGCUCUCCAGAAAUAAGAAGGGAGACAGAUUUGGGGAGGGGAAGGAAGACCCACAACACUUUUCUUUUCUUUUUGACCUUUUUUUUCUGCCUCCUUAGUACCGAGUCUCUCAGGGGACGAUAGUCCGCCCCUCGCUUCUCUUUCCCUCACAAAGACCCACCCUCCCUCUGGGAAUGUUGCAUUAUCACUUAUAAGCAAUAAUAAUAUUAAUAAUAAUAAUUUAAAAACUUGGGGGAGGGUCCCCAUGAUGCAGGGGGGGGAGAGGAGGUUGUGUCUUAUGUCGUUUCUGCUUUGCAUGGAGUCUGCCUUAAAAAAAAUUGGGGAAAGGGGCGUGUUUGAGUGUGCGGCUGCAGUGGUGGGAGUCCAGCCCCCCCCCUCCCCGCUCCUCCUCUGCAGAAGGGAAAAGGCAGGGCCUUUCACGCUCCAUCCAAAGUUCUUUCACUUAAUUCCCUUGUAGCAAUAGUUAAAAAGGCAAUUUGUGCUUUUUUAUUUUCAGGUGUGAUUUCAUAUCAACCCCACUCCCACAACUCCCCUCACACUACGAGGCUAAGCAGCUAGUCCCUCCCUGCGUCUCCAUUAAGCCAACCCCAUCUUACACCCAAAGCAAUAAAUAAAACCUCUUCCCCGCCUCUCCUUAACUCCCUUUUGACCCGCCAAACCAGGGGGGUGGGGAAGCUACGUUGGCCCACCAGCUGUUGGGACUACAACUCCCAUGGGCCACGCUGGCUGCAGGGGCUGAUGGGAGUUGGAGUCCAACAACACUUGCGGUGUCCUGCAGCUUCCCUGUUCCUGCUCUAACUUAAACCAAGGAGGGAGGCUGCAUGGCCUGUAGCUGAGAGCCGUGUACAUAGCAAUAUAUUUUACUGUAUAUUUGUUGCAGGAAAAAGAAAUCUACCCCAUUUCUGGCUUGCUUCCUUUCCCUCCCACACACACGGAAGGGAGGUGGGGCUGCAGCCUCCCUUGCCCUGGUUGGGGGGGAGGGGAGAGGAGAAGCUGGAGAAUUUUUUUUUUGUAUUAAAUUAUGUGUGUGUACAUAUUAUAAAUACCUCUGAUUUGUGUAUAGGCGGCUACACAUACACAUUCAUAGAGAGCUCUAUUACUGAACAAAUUAAAAAAGGCCAUUGCGGCCUGACAGUCA